Messenger RNA from Drosophila eugracilis, 2926 nucleotides. Its product is annotated as maternal effect protein oskar. The coding region runs from base 20 to 1891 and encodes 623 amino acids. The record is from RefSeq and is a predicted model, not a curated record. NCBI's taxonomy places the organism in Eukaryota, Metazoa, Arthropoda, Insecta, Diptera, Drosophilidae. The transcript has 4 exons.
UCUCACUUUCGUCCGAGCGAUGGCCACAGUCACAAGUGAAUUCCCCAGCAAACCGAUAAGUUAUACGAAUACCAAUACCAAUACUUCCACAAAAACCUAUUGCCUGAGGUCAGUGAAAAGGCGGGUGACCACGUGUUUGCAGCAGUUGCGCGAAAAACUUCCGGCAACCGGAUCAUUUCGCAAGAGUUCCACCAGCCGUUUUCACAGGUUUUUCAUAAAGUCAGAUUUUUCCGACUUUAGUGAAAAGCUGCAGAAGAUCUUUAAAUCGGCGCGAAAAUCUGAAUCGCCAGAGUUGCGGAGAGUUCCAUUGAGCACCCAUGACCAGCAGACCAGCGGGCAGAGCAGCCAGCAGUUGCAAAUCGUAGCCAGACUUUUCUCAUCCACAUUGAUUUCCACCAAAGAAAUCACCUUUAACAACCACACUAAAAAUAGCUUUAGCUAUAAGUGCAGGAAAAGCGAGGGUUACAGCAGCAAUAUGACCAUCAUCGAGGGCAACUAUAUAGACGUGCGCGAGGAGAAUCCCGAUAUUGAUGCCGAAGUGCGCGCCAUAUUGCUUACCCACGCCCAGAAUGGAAUCACGAUAUCGAGCAUCAAGAGUGAAUAUCGCAAACUGACGGGCAAUCCCUUUCCACUGCACGACAACGUGACGGACUUCCUGCUGACCAUUCCCAAUGUGACCGCCGAGUGCAGCGAGACUGGCAAACGGAUCUUCAACUUGAAAGCAAACCUGAAGAACCGACACCUUCUCGACAUGGUGCUCAACCAGAAGCAGAAGCCCAGCGACAACAGCAGCGAAGCUCCAACGGUGGAGGAUAAAUCCCGUGUACCGCCGCGCUACUGGAAGAAUCCCUACAAGCGUCGUGCACUUUCCCAGCUAGACAACAACCUAAACACCGUUCACAAGCUAACGGAUGACCAGGCCAAGGCAAUGUCCAUGCAUACCAGAGCGGCUCCACUGCAGCAAUUGGCCAAGGUGGCAGCGGAGUCGAACUGGUGCUACCAGGACAAUUGGAAGCAUCUCAACAAUUUCUACCAGCAAUCCAGCGUAAACGAGCCCCAGAGGCCUGUUCCCAUUAACAUCUACACCGAUGCCUUGGAGGAUUUGCCAAUUCAGUUGGAUAAUCCCGAGCAUCACCCAAACUGCAAAAACAACAACCAAAAUAUCAAACAAAACGUUAACCAGCAUCUGGGAAAUUUUGUUAACCCAUUAAACGAUGUUAACCCAUUUAAAAGACGCCAAGAUAUAACGCCCACACCAACAAUUUUUACCAGUGGAGGUUCUAGCAAUAAUUCCCUGAUGACCAUCAAUUCGGAUUACGAUGCCUUUCUACUGGACUUUCCCCUGAUGGGCGAUGAUUUUAUGUUAUAUCUCGCCCGCAUGGAGUUGAAAUGUAGAUUCAAGAGGCACGAACGUGUCCUUCAGUCAGGACUUUGUGCAUCUGGACAGACGAUAAAUGGUGCCCGAAAUCGGUUGAGGAAAGUCCAACUUCCCGAGGGCACACAGAUUAUUGUUAAUAUAGGAUCGGUUGAUAUAAUGAAAGGAAAACCUUUAGUUCAGAUAGAACACGAUUUCCGAUUGCUGAUCAAGGAGAUGCAUAAUCAGAGAUAUAUACCGAUCCUUACAAAUCUAGCACCUUUGGCCAACUAUUGCCAUGAUAAGGUUUUGUGUGAUAAGAUCACGCGAUUUAAUAAGUUUAUAGCAAGUGAAGGCAGGCACCUGAAGGUCAUUAAUAUACACUCCUGUUUGAUCAACGAAAGGGGCAUCGUAAGAUUUGAUUGUUUUCAAAGUUCACCACGUCAAGUAACCGGUUCCCAGGAACCUUAUCUAUUCUGGAACAAAAUCGGGCGGCAACGCGUCCUGCAAGUUAUUGAAUCGAGUUUGGAGUACUAAGUCGGGUGAUUGAUCGUGAUAUAUAUACAUAUAUAUAAUGACUGGGCUGGCUCCUGAAGAUUUUACGAUUUACGCUGAUGGCUUGCUGUUUUUACGGAAUUCGCUUCAUUUUAAUAUGUUUUAUGUUUAUAUUGUCCAAUUGUCUUUGUUAAAAUUUAUGUUCGUGCACCUGUCUUGUCUUAGUGUAAUUGUAUUUGUUUAAUUGUAUAAAUGUGAGUGUAUUUGUGUUCUUUGUUAGCUUUUUAAUUUCUUUAUUUUUCACUGCUUGUUAAUUAUUUUGUAUAUUUCAUUGAUUUUCCGCACACUUUUUGCUACUAUCCCAAAAGCUGUGCUGAAAAAUCAAAUACGAAAUAAUUGCAAGUAGCUGAAAACUUUUCCUCUUAACUUUUCCGCUUUUCCCACAACCAUUUUCCCUUGGUAUCUGUGUUAUAAAUCAGAUUGCAAGGCAAAAUGGAAUUUAAAUGCAAAUCAUUGCAAAUGUUAUAAACUGUUUUUUGUUCUACAUUAUUUUUUGUGGGCCAAAAUGCUUCAUGCUCCUGUAUCGCAACCUGCCCUCAUUCUUUUUUUGGAGGCGUGGUCUAGAUACAUUUGAGCCAUGAUGUAUUUUAGCUGUAAUGAAAAUGCUUUUGCUUCUCUUGGAAAAUUCGCUUGCACAAAAUCAACGCCGCGGCUGAUUUAUUAUUAAUGUGCUAAAGCAAAUUCAAGUGAAGCAUUUGCACGAUUUUCGUCUUCCAGUUUCCGUUUAAAAAAAAGUAAGAAAAAAGUUUAUAAAAAGCUUACACCCUGCUACAGACACGCCACCGGAAGUGCGCACUAAGCGUUUGCUUGUAGCACAGUGUAGAAUUACAGCGUAAUUUACUACUCUACUCUAAACUAAACUCUUCUAGAUAGCUAUCUACUAUUUAUAAACUUCUCUAUUGUCUUGAAUGUAUGUUAAUUGUAUGAGUCGAUGGUGAUCAUGUUUUUUUGUCUGAUAACAAGCUGCAAUGUAAAAUCCAAAAAAAAAUUGAAAAAAUUAAAAAGGGAAACUAAAAA